This is a messenger RNA of Stylophora pistillata, 618 nucleotides long. RefSeq lists its product as uncharacterized. The record is from RefSeq and is a predicted model, not a curated record. NCBI's taxonomy places the organism in Eukaryota, Metazoa, Cnidaria, Anthozoa, Scleractinia, Pocilloporidae.
UCCAAAAGUAGCUCAAGGAAAACCAGACCACUGCAAGGAAAAAAGGCCCAUUUUGCAAGAGUCGCCAUGAUUACAGAUUGGAAAGUUUUGUGUUUCAUUGUGAUUUUCUUCGCUAAUACUGGACAAAGUCUGAAUUCACAGGCUUCAGGUAAUUGGCACAAGGCAAAUACUGCUCCAGUGUGUUUUGGUGCCAGUGGUACCCAGUUUGGAUCCUUCUACCUGCCAUCUGGCGGCGGGCUGGUCGCAAUAAAGCUGGUCCACCUGUUUGGUUACGUUUCCUGUGACGUUAGUCAACCCUACCACUGGUCGUUUUGGGGGUGUGGUCAACAUGUAAGUGUAGCACAAGAAGUUGAUGUGGUCAUAACAACAUUCGACAACAAAAUAAUUUUGCCACCAGGAGAGUUCAUAAAGCUCAGCCACCAAGCAGGUAAGUGGGCCAGGGUUCCCGGAUAUAACUCAGUAUCCAAAGAGAUUGUGCUGACCCCAUUUACCGAGCCUUAUCCAGUACUUGCUGGUCAGCAGCUACGCCUUUGGUACGGCGAGGAUCUGCAAAAUUCUACUGAGGGCGACAACGGAGGAAGGGUUUGUUGCGAUGUCUAUGCUCUGUUUCAAGAGUGA